GCGGAGCCACCAGCGGCAGCGGCGGCGAAGAAGCUUUGCUCGCGCUCCUCUCCCGCCGGACCAGGGACCAGCCCGCCGCCCCCCCGCCGCCCCCGUCAUGGCCAACUUCACCGGCAGCUGGAAGAUGCGCAGCUCGGAGAACUUCGAGGAGCUGCUGAAGGCGCUGGGGGUCAACGUGAUGCUCCGGAAGAUCGCCGUGGCCGCGGCCUCCAAGCCAGCGGUGGAGAUCAAGCAGCAGGGGCCCUCCUUCUACAUCAAGACCUCCACCACUGUGCGCACCACGGAGAUCCGCUUUGAGGUUGGGGAGGAGUUUGAGGAGCAGACGGUGGAUGGGAGGCCGUGCAAGAGUUUGGCCAAGUGGGAAAACGACAACAAGAUCGUGUGUGAGCAGAAGCUGCUGAAAGGAGAAGGGCCCCAAACCAGCUGGUCCCGGGAACUGACCAACGACGGGGAGCUCAUCCUGACCAUGAAGGCCGACCACGUCGUGUGCACGAGGAUCUACGUCCGUGAGUGAGAGGCCUCCCGCCAGCGCCAGGCCCAAGGGGGGGAGCUGCACCCCUGCCCUGCAGCCCCGUGGCAACCUCCCCCACUGCCUGGUGCGCGGAGGCUCCGUCGGCCACCGGACGAAGCAGAGCGGCCCUUCCACCCUGGCUGAAGGGAGGGGGCCAAAGCGACCGGAGACCCUCUCCCUGACCCCCUCCCCCCCUACAGAAGCCUGCCUCGCUUGGGGGAUUAAUGGCGGAAUCUGGGGUCAGGCUUGGGGGGUCAGGACGGGUCCCCCAUGGAGGCUCUGCCCUCCUCUCCCAUUUGGGGCGGGGGGCUUCCCUUCAGCUCCUGAGGUUUUCCCUGCCGCCCCCUCCUUUGUUCCUGGCCGGUGUGGGCUGCUCCGCCUGCUGAACCCCCAGAGCAGCGCAGCAGCUUUCCUGCAGGGACCCACCAAGGGGCUGCCGCUCCCACCCCUCACCUCCGUCCCUUUCCUUCUAGCCCAAAGCCUGUGACCUUCCCCCGCCUCCAUUAAAGUCUCU
Pseudonaja textilis is the source of this 1025-nucleotide messenger RNA. RefSeq names its product cellular retinoic acid binding protein 2 (gene CRABP2). The record is from RefSeq and is a predicted model, not a curated record. Gene Ontology annotation, molecular function: lipid binding. Lineage: Eukaryota; Metazoa; Chordata; Lepidosauria; Squamata; Elapidae.